AGGAAGGAUAAAGCAAAACGCAGAAAAAGGAACGCUCAUUUCCGGUUGCAAAACCAUAACCGUGGAGAUCAGGCGAGCUGUUGCACGCAGUAAUGAGAUUAGAGACUGAGUCGCAUACCAGGCAUUCAUCGAAGUUUCACUACGACGCGACGCUGUGGUCCCGGAGACCAUCGAUCGAAACUAAGCGCUGCCUCGGCUCCAUUACGCUCUGCCAAAUGACCAUGUUCUAACGAUGCCGGCCGAUAACAUGUUCCCUGGUCUCGCCUUACCAGGCCAGAAACCUGACCAGGUGUUAAUCACCCCGUCUUCCACGGACAAACUGUUACUCCCUGUAGCCAACAUCACUACAACAUCUGCAACCAGUGCGGUAUCCUCUGCAGCCCUCCGAAAAGUUCCACUGCUGUCACCGGAGUGGGCAGAUAAAGCUGCCGUUGAGCUUAACGAGAAGCCAGAAACCGUCCAAACAAACAUCAGCUCCCUCAGAAGCAUGGUACUAGCUGAGACGCAUCUCCACGUGCGGACAGACGACGCCUUCCUUCUGAGAUUCCUUCGAGCUCGGAAGUUCAACUGCGCCGAAGCGUUCCGCAUGUUACAGCGGUACUACAUCAUGAAACUCCGGUGUCCUGAGCUGUUCAAAACUCCGCGCCCGUCGGAGAAGCAGCACAUCCUGGAGAUGCAAGCUCAGAACAUGCUGGAAGACCGGGACAGCAACGGUCGCAGAGUGUACAUAUUUCGAGUAGAGAAGUGCGAUGCCGCGAAUGUGAGCAUUGAGGACAUUUUCCGCACAAAUCUCUUGGCACUGGAGCACAUCGUCCAGGAACCGGAGACACAGAUAGCAGGUCUCGCCGUCAUUGUGGACAUGAACGGCUUCGGUUUCCAGCACGCCAAGUUCCUCUCGCCGUACUAUGCCCGUCGCACCGUCGACGUCAUACAGGAGACAUUUCCGCUGAGGUUCAAAGGAUUCCACGUGAUAAAUCAGCCGUUCUACUUUGACGCUGUGUUCGCUGUGCUGAAACCCUUCCUCAAGGAAAAGAUACGAAGACGGAUCUACUUGCACGGUAGAGACUUAAUCUCUCUGCACGCGUUCAUCAGCCCAGAAAUCCUGCCGGCAGAAUAUGGAGGCAGGAAGCCUAGUUUCGACAACAAGGGAUGGAGAUUGUCGCUUCUGGCGAACGAGGACAAGUUUGUUGAACUGGAGACUUAUGGAUAUAAAGUCGAAGAUUUAUCAGAAUAGGAAGUACAAUGACUCUUUACUGUGGAUUCUAUACCCAAGACUUGUGGAAGUCACUUCCAUUCUUUUACAGAACCAUUUGCAGUGAGACAGCGCGUUUAAGAUGUUGAAAGAGAGGGUUACUGACAUUGUUUCCUGAUCGAUUCAAUGUAUUCUUGUUCCACCUUAAACGCUUUUCAUUUUUUUACCUGGAUUUCGAAACAGACGCUUUAAAAGUCAGUAAAUUUAGCUUAAGUUUAGUUUCAUUAAGUUUCUCACUUGGCUGUGGUAAAUAUUACAAAAUAUAGAUACACAUAUUUACGUCUUUAAAAUUAAUUUGCAAACUAAGUCUUUAUUAAUGAAGCCAUUGGUGUGGGUAUUAUGAAGCGUGCGUAAAAAAUUGACUUUAAAAUAAAUUGUACAUAUCAUUAUAUUAACUAAGGUAUUAUGGUCUUUUGGAUUGUGACGCCGUGUAGUACUGUAGGUGGCUACCAAUAUUCCUACAGAAGGAGACCACAUGGUUUCACAGCCCAGAAAACAACAACAUUUUCACCUACCUCAUUGCAUUACUUGUAUAAACGGUCUCAAAGAUUAUGUCGUCCCUGCUGAUAAACCAGAAAAAAUAAUUUUUAAUUUAGAUACAUUUCUCUGCGGGGAAAACUUUAGAAUAUUUGUUUAGUAAACAUUCUAUGCACUACGUAUUCACCUACUUUUCAAAUUUAUUGAAUAUGAUGAUAUAUGAGUAUUAUAAGUCACAAUGAGGCUCACACAGCUAUCAACAGACGACAGAACACUACCAAAUUUGAUUUUAGUUGUAGACCUGUGUUACGUUUAUAUGCACAUAGCAACUGCUAUUAUAGAAGUGAAAUAUCUACACCACAACGCAUGGGUGUAAGAAGUUAUUAAAUGCAGGUAUUAAAAUGCAUUCUCUAUGCCAUUAAACAAGUAAAUCCUUUUAAAAUAUUUACACAAAAGUAAGACAUAGCACUCGCCAUAAACAUGCAGGAAGCUCACGCAUAAAUCUUCAUUCUGUGCUCACUGUUUGCUGAGCAAAGUGCUUACUGUCAUUAAGUACGUUGGUCUAAUUCAGAAUCCCUAUCCUAACUUCACAAAUUAAAUUCCGUUUUCAAAUUGGCACACCUAACAGACUUAGGAAAUUUCGUGAAUGUUAAGAUAGUGAAUAAACAGCUUUAAAAAUCAUAUUAAUGCUUAUAACUAAGUGAGAUAUCUGAAUUCGACACACAGUUCAUAUUUAUUUAAAUUCUAAUAUUAAGUUACCAUAAUGACAGUGGAACUGCUUGCGAGGGUAACUUUUAUUUUAAUUGUUGAUUGCUCUAGUGCUGAUAUAAUAAAGUGAAAUAGAAGGACGGUCUAAAGCCUUAAAUUUGGCUUUCAUUUCGAAGUUUUGUUUAAGGAUAUUAAAAUAUUAAAAAGUACUGUAAUUAUAUUUCUGUACACAAUGUAUAAAUUAAGAAAAUGUCUUCAUAUCUUGUACAAUUUAUAUCUUAGUACAUAAUCCAUUAUGUAAAUGACAAUUUUUGAAACAUUAAUCCAUUACGUAUGUAAAUCUGUGUUUGCGGGUAUGUAUUACUGAACACGUACGUAUGUGAUUAUACAUGUACCAACGCUUGUGUAUAUCAAAUCUCAAGAUUGACCGAAGAAAAUAUAUUCUACAGCUUUGUCCUUUGCAUA
Messenger RNA from Zootermopsis nevadensis, 2902 nucleotides. NCBI's taxonomy places the organism in Eukaryota, Metazoa, Arthropoda, Insecta, Blattodea, Termopsidae. The record is from RefSeq and is a predicted model, not a curated record.